AUCUUUGGAAUUUUGCCCCCUUCAUUUCUACAACCCAGGCCCAACUUUUGAAAUUUAGGUGGGGUGGCGGAUCAGCUUUUCUCUAAUUUAACCCACUUUCUUAAUUUCAGAUAUUCCACAAAAAGCCCAUUAAUUCUUGCCCAAUUUUGCCUUUUAAUUAUUUGUCUUUUCCGCCGCUGUUGACUCAUUUGCAUUGAAUUCUUCCCCAAUGGCCUCCUCCUUUUGUAGAUCCAUCAAACCCCAUUUAAAUGUGUUUCUGGUAAUCGGUUUUCAGGCCUGUUAUCGUCAUUUCGAUGAUUUUCUAGAGGUUUUUAUGUGACAGAAAGGAUGAAAUUUGUUUCAUGAAGAGUUUGGAGGAAAACCCAACUUGGGUCUUGCAAAAAUAUCAUAUCCUUGCUGUUUUUGCCGGUAUAAACGCAUAUAGGUGUCUAUAAAACCAGAAUUUCAAGACGCAGACGCUGAAUUCUGAAUUUUGAGUGCUUUUCUACAGAAUUCCAUUUCCCCACCUUCUUGGGUUUGUUGGAAGAUGCUGCAUAAGGCUCCUUCAUUGGAGGAAGGCAAAGAUUCAUGUCCUAGACCGAGAAGGGAAUGGCCCGUAAAGUUUGUCAAGUUUUUCAUGUUGUUCGUGAUAUUGGGUUCUGCUUUUACAGUAGUUAGCAUGUAUAUGACUAAAUAUUUUGGAAAUCAGAGCAUGUUGAAUUCAAAGCCUGGGAUUUUGCCCUGCAUCGAACAGCCAAUAACAGAGAAUCUUGACCAUUGGAUCAGACCUGCAACUAAUUUGAUGCACAAGAUGAGUGAUGAAGAGCUAUUUUGGAGGGCUUCGAUGGUUUCUCGAAUAAAGAAGUACCCAUUUGAGAGGGUUCCUAAGGUUGCUUUCAUGUUCUUGACCAGAGGUCCUCUCCCUCUCUCUCCCCUUUGGGAGAAGUUUCUCAGUGGCCAUCAAAAGCUGUUCUCAAUUUAUAUUCAUGCUCUUCCAUCUUAUAAGGCUGAGUUUCCUCCCACUUCGGUCUUCUAUAGAAGGCAGAUCCCCAGCAAGGUAGCUGAGUGGGGUGAGAUGAGUAUGUGUGAUGCAGAAAGGCGACUUUUGGCAAAUGCUCUCCUUGACUUCUCCAAUGAGAGGUUUGUCCUCCUCUCGGAAUCAUGCAUCCCCAUCAUGAACUUCACCACUGUUUAUCACUACCUCAUGAGAUCACGCCACAGUUUUGUGGGCUCCUUUGAUGACCCCAGCGUAUAUGGUAGGGGCCGUUACAAUGAGAACAUGGCACCCGAAGUUAACAUUACUGAAUGGCGAAAAGGGUCUCAAUGGUUUGAGGUUAAUCGCAAGCUUGCAUUAACCUUAAUUGAGGAUACCACUUACUACCCAAAAUUCAAGAACUUUUGUCGCCCUGCUUGCUAUGUGGAUGAGCAUUACUUUCCCACCAUGUUUACCAUUAAGGCACCUUACCAUAUAGCAAAUCGAAGCAUCACUUGGGUUGACUGGUCUAGGGGUGGAGCCCACCCUGCAACCUUCGGUAAGGUUGAUAUUACAGUGGAAUUCAUUGCAAGAAUAGUCAAUGGGAAUGAGUGCAAGUACAAUAACCAAUCCUCUUCAGUUUGCUUUCUCUUUGCACGAAAGUUUGCUCCGAGUGCACUAGUGCCGUUGCUUGAUCUUGCGCCAAAGUUUAUUGGGUCUUAAAAGUUUCAAGGAAGAGUUAUCUAGUCAAAGAAGAUUGCUGAACAUCUUCAGGGUGGGUUCUGGAAAGCUUCUCUGAAGCUUGUUUUUUAAGUAACAAAUGCCAGAUCAUGUUUUCAACUAACCAAACUGAGUUUACCUGAAAAUCUUCUAUGGGGAGUCUUUAACUCCUGUGAUGGUCUCUUUGGAUCAAGGCCGAUGUAAGAAUCAUACAAAGGUAAGUUCAUAUAUUUUGAUCGGAAUGCUCAAGGCACAGUUGCAGGGCUCAUGUUCUACGUAUUGGUUAAUUUGUUUUUAAUAUGAGGUUCCACUCUCUGGCUCACUUGUGACAUGGUUAUUAGUUUCUCUUUGUCAAAAGGUGCAUAAAAUUUACCUUCUUUAUUGGAAUGGAAAUCACAUAUGGAGAUUCACUUCUAUGGAAA
Messenger RNA from Amborella trichopoda, 2094 nucleotides. RefSeq names its product glycosyltransferase BC10. Gene Ontology annotation, molecular function: glycosyltransferase activity. Gene Ontology annotation, cellular component: membrane. The record is from RefSeq and is a predicted model, not a curated record. Lineage: Eukaryota; Viridiplantae; Streptophyta; Magnoliopsida; Amborellales; Amborellaceae.